AUGACUACCAACAAUGAUGAGCCCAGCCUCAUCAAGCUGCCUGAGGAAAUCCUCCUCCAAAUCUUGGAUCUUGCCAUUCCGGUCCAACAUCUCUGCGUCCAGCGCUUGACCGAUCGUAUGCCAACCAGCCCUGACUCCCCCUCGGGGAUUCCAGGUGUUUUCCUACUCACCAAGUCCAUCUAUGAACGGGCCGUCCCCAUCUUCUAUUCUAGAGCAGUUCUCAACACGGCCCCGCUACGUCCUCCCCCAUAUUUAUUCAAUACACUUAGUGGCCCGAGCCUGAGGCUCAAUCUUCGGACCGGCUUAGACGUUCUAUUUGCAUCGUGUAACCCGCAUCAUCUAGCCCGCAUUGCCGCUGUCAACAUUUACAGCAGCCAACACGACGCCAUUAAUGCCGAAGCCUACGAGGCUCUUCUCGGCUGGCUGGUGGAUAACACCGGGGUUAAGCAGAUUAAUUUAUCCAAUCGGCUGAUGACCAGGCUGCGGAGAGGUAGGACCGAUCUGAAUGCGGUAUUCAAUCUAGCCACCGCCACCCCUCCGCCCACUCUCACAAGGACUAUAUAUAUUUAUUCAACACAUCCACGCACCCCCUGGGAGUCGCUUCGGAUGGCCGAGCUCCAACGAGCUCUGAAGGAUCGCCAUCUGCCGACACUCCAGUCUCUCAUCUUCGAAAAUCGUAGUGGAAAUGACCCUUUCCUAGAUCCGAGAUGGGAUGUCCGAAAGAGCGAUGAUGACCAAAAACUACUGAAGGUGGACAAGGUGGCCUUCUUCCUAGACGAUUUGAUCGCUGCCGACCCAAUGUGUUCCACACGAUCUGCUUCUGCGAGCAGAUGCUUAUACCACGUCCUAUUCGUUGUGGAGCCGUCUCUCAGGGUCCCGGGUUAG
Messenger RNA from Exophiala aquamarina CBS 119918, 885 nucleotides. RefSeq lists its product as uncharacterized. Bases 1 to 885 code for a protein of 294 amino acids. The record is from RefSeq and is a predicted model, not a curated record. The transcript has a single exon. Lineage: Eukaryota; Fungi; Ascomycota; Eurotiomycetes; Chaetothyriales; Herpotrichiellaceae.